Molecule: messenger RNA, 2207 nt
Organism: Chara braunii
Lineage: Eukaryota; Viridiplantae; Streptophyta; Charophyceae; Charales; Characeae
Source: the annotation of a GenBank genome assembly
CGGGAAGGGAGCACGGUAGGCUGCGGGAAUGUGUGGGACACACCUGUCGGGGACUUGUGUGGGGCUGGCAUCUGCAGGAGUGUUUGACAAAGACAGCGGCGGACGACCACGAUGGUGCAGACUCAGACACAGGCGUUCGAGGACGCAGGGGAGGAUGAGAACCGCAAGGCACAGAAGAAGUGCUGCGUGUACAAGUAUAUCUGCGUGGAAAAGAAUCUUGGCGAGAGGUUCCACGGGAAUCGCAUGUUGAAGUGUUUUUUUUGCGGCCACGAAUUUCAGGGAAACCAAUUCGUGGCGGGGCGCCAUUUCUGGCAGGGUAAGGGAUGUCCGAAGUUGACUGACGAGGCACUUGUCGACAUACACUACAACACCGACUACAAGCUGGACGGGAAGAUCCUUGAGCGGAUGCGUCGGUUUGAGGAACUUCACAGUCCAGCACCUGCGAUGGAUCCGCGCCGGGAUGAGGGAGGGUUGGGACAGGAGAGGGAUGACGAGGACGUGAUCGACGUGGACAACGUCGUGGAGGAGACAGUUGUCCGCACGGCGGACGAUGUGGCGGCUGAUCUCGCGGAGGUCAGGGCUCCUUUCCAUGUCACGGGGGCCACCAUCCUGUCGGAGGGCAGGAAGUCACGUGAUGCUAAACCCAUCGUUAACUUCCUUGUCGGCGGGUCGCGUGGGGUGAUGCUGGUCCAGACAAUGAACAGGGAGGGUGAGCGGGACCGGGCGGAGGAUGUGCUGGCAUGGUGGAUCAAGGUGUUUGAUGACUUCCCCCCCAAGUGGUUGAACGCCAUCUGCAUCGACUCUGCCUCGGCGUACGUCGCCGCAGCGAACAUGUUGGACCGUGGAGGGCUGCACAUGUCGCGAGUUGUUCAGUGGACGCAGGAUGUGACCCGAGAGGUGGCGCAGGAGGUUUGCGUACUUCUGCCGGAUUCUGCACACUUCAUUGUGCAGAAGGUGCAGGCUCGGUGCGCUCACAUGUUGGAGCCGGCACACCCCGCUGCUCACCUUCUCUGUCCCAGCCGGUGGGACUUGAGGUACUACGAGGGCGUAGUCAGCGACUACGACGCGAGUUUGGUGAGGGAGGCCAAGGUUUACAUCUCGUCACAGACAGGGUUCGAUGUGGUGAGCCCCGAGUACGAGACCGCAUGUGCGCAGAUGCGCGACUUUCACACACGCAGGGGGAGCAUUGCGUGGGGGGGGAGGGACGGAGACAGAAAGGCACAGAGGUGCACCGACAAUGUAGAGACAUAUGAGGCUGGGUGUUGGUGGUCGAAGUGGGGACAGUGCGCCCCGCAGUUGCAGGCUAUCGCUCUUCGUGUCAUGUACAUGUGGACGUGCUCCUCUCGUGCGGAGAGGAAUUGGGCCGUCCACGAGGGUGUACAGACGAAGAAGCGUAACCGGCUUGAGUUUGAGAAGGUUGCGAAGUUGGUUGAGAUCUCAACCAACGUCCGCCUUCUCUCUCAUCAGCGGGCAGGCCGCGGGUUUGCGCUGCCGUGGACUCUAGAUGAGCCCUUGUUGGAUGUGGAGGCAGGGAUUGGGACUCGCCCCUCGUGGAAGGGGAUGGACGACAGGAGGACGCAGGAGGAGCUGGAGUGUCAGAGACGUUCGUGGCAGCGGGACCCGUGUGGGUCGAGAGCUCCUCUGGGUGAGGUUGCAGAUGUUUUCGGGACUCGAGCUGCCACAUUGCGCCCGUACCCUAGAGAUGACGACAACGAUUACGAGGGUCGGGAGCAGGAGGACGAGCGGGCGGGCCCCACUACUGCGACUACUGCCACACAGGAGGUUGAUGAGUGGAGCGACCCGGAGGACGUCCGUAGACGAAGUGGUGGGGAUGACUUUUUCGUUGGAGUUGAUUUGGAGGGAGAGGUGGGUUUAGGAGGUCGUUAUGGGAGCCCUGUUGAGCGACAGAGGCCUACGUCACCUGUCCUACGGUCUGCCAAGCGAGAGGGAGUGCAUGCGUCUGCACCUUCGAGGGGGGCAGAGUCGGGUUGUGGUGGCCCUGUCUUUGGCCAGCGACUUCAUAGAUUGGUGAAGGGCCCUAGACAACAAUUAGAGGAAAGAUUAGCGGGCGGUUCUUCACCGGUGCUGCGGGACGAGAGAGAUAGAGAGGGGGCGAUUGGUGGACAUGGUGGUGCGUAGGCAGCAGACGGAGGUGGUGCCGAGGUUGCUGCGGCAGUUGGCGGGGACGCGCUUGGGGAUUUUGGCGA